Lasiosphaeria miniovina is the source of this 1401-nucleotide messenger RNA. RefSeq lists its product as uncharacterized. Gene Ontology annotation, cellular component: nucleus. Lineage: Eukaryota; Fungi; Ascomycota; Sordariomycetes; Sordariales; Lasiosphaeriaceae. The record is from RefSeq and is a predicted model, not a curated record. Bases 197 to 1294 code for a protein of 365 amino acids. The transcript has 2 exons. Gene Ontology annotation, molecular function: ubiquitin protein ligase activity; metal ion binding.
CAGCGACACUAGCGCGCCCACCCCCAGGAUGUUCUGGCAUGAACGGGGGAAGGACAGUGGACACUGCUUUUGCGGCUCUUCAAGAUCAGCAACCUCAGAUCGAAAGCCAGUCCAUCCACAUUUCAUAACUAAAUACUCCUACUUCCGAGCCGAAUACACAUCGCAGAAGCGCUGAAAGUCGAAGGAUAAAGACAAGAUGGCGCACAGCAAAAGAAACACGAGUCGGCCCAUCUUCACAUCAUAUGAGCGCGACAUGGCCAAGGCGGCAUGGGGUGCCUCCUCAGCACGCCUCUCGCGCGAGUCCUUCCUUCCGUUUUCGUCCUGCUGCCUCUGCCUGGAACCCUCGAUAGACCCAGUCUCGUGCUCCCACGGCGACAUAUUCUGCCGCGAAUGCGCCCUCAGCAACGUCCUCGCCCAAAAGAAGGAGAUCAGACGGACCGAGAAGUCGAGGGAGCACGAAGCGCGCGAAGAUCUCGAGGAGAAGAAGAGGCGAGACCUUGAGGCGCAGGAACGCUCCGUCCGCGAGUUCGAGCGGACCCAGGCCGGUCUCGAGAUAAAAAAUGCCAAACCCAAAAGAGAGCCCCCCACGGCGGACAGCGGAGGGGUGCAGCUUAGAGAGCAGGACGGCGCAACUAAGAGGGGAGAAAAGCGCAAAUUCUCAAUGGACGAGGACGAGCUGGCGCGUAUUGUCGUCGAAGAACGAGCGAAGGCAAGGAAAGCCAUCGACGACGAGAAGGCAGCCAAGCCAACACUGCCGUCCUUCUGGUCGCCGUCUGUUACGCCGUCCUCCAACACAAACAACGUCUUGCACGAGGUGAAGAAGAAAGUGAAGAGCCAACCGACAUGUCCGGCGUCGCAGGAGGACGACCCGCACUACUACUCUCUGCAUACCCUGGUGACCGUCCACUUCACAGAAGAGACUGACUCGGCGACCAAAGCCACCCAGAGGAUAUGUCCGUCGUGCAAGAAGGCGCUUUCCAACUCGUCCAAGGCCGUGCUCGCCAAGCCGUGCGGGCACGUCCUGUGCAAGAACUGCGUCGACAAGUUCAUGAAGCCGUCUGGACACCACGACCCUCACGCCGAUCCGGGCUCGGAUCCCAGUGUAAUUCGCUGCUAUGUAUGUGAUGCUGACCUUACAGAGAGAAAAGAGCCACCAGCCCGAAAAGAGAAGGACGGCAAGGGUGAAAAGGAGAGAAUAAGGCCGGGCUUGGUCGAGCUGCACCACGAAGGGACCGGGUUCUCGGCCAGCGGCGCGAACAAAGUCAAGAAGAACGGCGUUGCGUUUCAGUGCUAGUCUAGAGCCCCAGGCUCAACCUUUAACGAGCAGAGAAAAGAUUCUCCUGAGAGGGUGAAUCCAGUCCGUGCAGACACAUUGUCGAGGCCAAGCUGUUUGCGAUCAAU